Molecule: messenger RNA, 820 nt
Organism: Drosophila serrata
Lineage: Eukaryota; Metazoa; Arthropoda; Insecta; Diptera; Drosophilidae
Product: transmembrane protein 70 homolog, mitochondrial
Biological process (GO): mitochondrial proton-transporting ATP synthase complex assembly
Cellular component (GO): mitochondrial membrane
Source: RefSeq, a predicted model, not a curated record
ACACUUCGACGCGUGUUAUUUAACGGCAAGACAGCUGUAGAAUUUCAUAAAAUUCUUUUAAAAUAAACAAUGUUAAUUCUACGCGGGAUGAUGCCAAGGGGCAAACAGAUUGCCGGUGUUCUUGGUAACAUGUCCCGCCAGCUACCGAUUCCCCUGUCACAAAACUGCAGAUCCAUCGCCGGCUCGAGUUGGACGAAAACGGUGCCGCUGCAAAAACAACAUCAACAAUCACAGCAACUGCAAAGCAGGUGGCUUUCGACGAAGUCGACAAAAACUGAUUCCGAGGAGGAGGCAUUGCAGCGCAUCUACUAUGGAACGCUGGCCCCUCGCAUGAAGAUGGUCAAGUUCUUCUCCCUGAGCACCAGUUUGGCAGGCAUUGCGGCUCAGCCGAUACUCCUCGAACAGGGCAUGAAAAUAGGAGGCACUGGAAUGGCCGUGUUCCUCUGUUCCGUGGGUGGAUUCUUCACUUUUGUGACCCCACUGUUGCUGCACUUCAUCACCAAGAAAUAUGUGACGGAGUUGCACUACAAUCCACAGACGGAGGAAUACACGGCCACAACGAUCUCUCUGCUUCUGCAAAAGAUCAAGACCAAGUUCCGGCCCAGCGAUGUCACUGUUCCCGAAGUUCCCGGCAUGUUUACCUCGUUGGUAGGCAAGCGUCCUCUGUUCAUAGAUCCAGCGUUGUUUGACGAUCCCGAGCACUAUGUGCGGAUCAUGGGCUACGACAAGCCGAUUGACUUCAAACUGGACCUUACUCCGGAAGCCGACAAGACCUCAAAGAGCAAAGAGAAGCAAUAAACCUUAUCGUUGGUUAACAUUA